Cotesia congregata is the source of this 6111-nucleotide messenger RNA. The record is from the annotation of a GenBank genome assembly. Lineage: Eukaryota; Metazoa; Arthropoda; Insecta; Hymenoptera; Braconidae.
AUGAAUGUAAAUAAAUAUAGAAUAAAGUGUCCUGUCCAACGAAUGUCUCCGGGCAGGGAGAUCUUUUGCUACACCUCAACUUUCGAUUUUAAGCAACUCGAGGAUUCCAUAUGCAGGUGUACGACUCUUGUGCACCAAGGUCACGAUUUUCAAGAUCUUACGACUACUGGUCUUGGAGAUCUUCGCAAGUCCUUGGUACAAUUAAACCCAGUGCUCCAGUUUGUAAUAAGUAUAAACGAUGCUCGAGGCAGACUAAAGACUUCGGCGGAUGCACGUCAAGAAGCUGUCGCACGGAUCUUACGAGUUUUAAAUAAAGUGGACGGCGUCGAGCUCAACGUAACUGCGGGAACCAAAGAGCGGUUAGUGCACUUCGUUCAAGGGCUGAAGAAUGAAAUUACCCGGAAGACGUUGAAGAAAAGAAUUAUUUUGGCUUUGCCGACUAAGUCCGAGCAGCUUGCCAAGCAGUUUGACAUUAAGGAACUUUCAAAAUACGUCGACUUAUUUGCCAUUCCGACACACUAUCUAACUGACGAGGCGGAAAAUUACAAGACGUUCCAUCCGUCCAGGCUGAUGGGACUCUUCGACUUGCUAAAUACCGACAGCCUGGUUGAUCUUGUCCACGGCCUUGGGGCCGCCAAGAGGAAAAUUCUUGUUUCCUUACCGGCCAGCGGUUAUAAGUUUACCCUCAAGAUCAAGGACCUGAAUACACCUCGAGCACCGGCUGAAGCAAUCAGUCCCGUUUCUAUCAAUCGGGAGCAACUUUGUCGGGCUAUCAGUCAGGGUGAAUGGACCAUUGAGAGAGACGAAGAUCUCACAGCUCCUUAUGCGUUUUCAAAUAAUUCUUGGAUCGCUUUUGAGGAUAAAAUUUCUGCUAAGAUAAAGGGAAAAUAUGUCUUACUCCGUGACUUGGCAGGCUUGGCCAUAAGAGACCUCGAAAAUGAUUUGAAAAAUGAUUGCGGAAAUACCAUCACUGAAAACGUUUACAAUUCAAUUACCGAAAAUAGGCGAAAAUCUCGAGAAGCUGUGUUAACUUCUUUAGAAGAUGAUAUUUAUAGUCCAGAAACUUUAUACCCGAAAAAUUUGAAGUCUUCUGACUACAGAAUCUCAAGAAUCAUCGAUAGUAAGGGACAAAUUCAAGCUGUGCGAGAAAAUAUUCAAACAGAGUUUUCUUGCCCUCAUCAAGGGUACUACGUACAUCCGCACAGUUGUAACAGAUUCUACCGAUGUGUGCAAUUCGAUCAACAUGUUGAGCAGUACAGUGUCUUCGAAUUCGACUGUCCUGCUGGCUUGGCCUUCGACGAAACUACAGAUGUUUGUGUGUGGCCUGGUUCCCUUUCGAAAGGUUCAGCGUGUCCUGGUAGUCCUGAAAUAGCGCCGUCGGCUCCUAAAAGGUUUGAGUGCUCGAAAGAAGGUUACUUUGCGGAUCCCGAAAACUGCCAAUGGUUUUUCGCCUGCAUGGACUUGGGAGGAGAAAAAAUGUUGGCGUACGAGUUCCAGUGUCCUUACGGAUUAGUGUUCGAUGAAAGUAAAUUAGCUUGUGAAUGGCCGUGGUUAGUUCCUAAAUGUGCUGGCACAAAUUAUGAACACAAAGGAUUUGGAGGUUCUGGACAUCCUGGAUAUGACGGAUCUCAUGGAGACGGUGGUUAUGGUAGUAAAGGUCAUGGCGGUGGAGGUGGUCAUGGAGGUUACGAUGGCAAAGAACAUGAUGAAGGUUAUGGAGACUAUGAUGGCAAAGGAUAUGAUGGUGGUUAUGGGGGUUAUGAUGGAAAAGGCCAUGAUGGAGGUUAUGGUGGAAAAGGACAUGAUGGGGGUUAUGAUGGAAAAGGACAUGAUGGAGGCUAUGAUGGGAAAGGACAUGAUGGAGGUUAUGGUGGAAAAGGACAUGAUGGAGGCUAUGAUGGAAAAGGACAUGAUGGAGGUUAUGAUGGAAAAGAACAUGAUGGAGGCUAUGGUGGAAAAGGACAUGAUGGAGGCUAUGAUGGAAAAGGACAUGAUGGAGGUUAUGGUGGAAAAGGAAAUGAUGAAGGUUAUGAUGAAAAAGGACAUGAUGGAGGCUAUGAUGGCAAAGGAAAUGAUGGAGGUCAUGAUGGAAAAGGACAUGAUGGAGGUUAUGAUGGUGAAGGACAUGAUGGAGGCUAUGAUGGCAAAGAAAAUGAUGGAGGUUAUGGUGGAAAAGGACAGGAUGGAGGUUAUGAUGGAAAAGGACAUGAUGGAGGCUAUGAUGGCAAAGGAAAUGAUGGAGGUCAUGGAGGUAAUGGUGAAAAAGGACAUGAUGGCAGUUAUGAUGAUAAAGGACAUGAUGGAGGCUAUGAUGCCAAAGGAAAUGAAGGUGGUUACGGAGGCUAUGAUGAAUCAUCUCAAGGUGGUGGUGGUGGUAGUGAAUAUGGCGGCUAUGAUUAUUCAGGUUAUGGUGGAAAAGGAAUUGAUGGAUUUUAUGACGGUGAUAGUGAUUACGGUGAAAAAGACAUAGGAAAAGAAGAUGGAGGACAUAAUGAAUCACAUAAUAAAGGCGGAUCUCAUGGCGGUAAAGACACAGAUCAUAGCUCUGAAAUGGGAAAAGGACAUGAGGGUGGUCACGAAGAAUCUCAUGGGACCAAAGAUAUGGGUCAUCACUACGAUGGAAUGGAAAAAGGGCACGAUGGAGGCGAAGAUGGACACGGAAAUGAUGGUCACGACAUGCAUGGCUACGAUAGAUCUAAUGACGACAAAGAAAAGGAUGCUCACUCUGGAAAAGAAGAUGAAUACCCCAAAAAACCUGAAGAUGAUUAUCAAGAAAAAGACCAAGACAAAGAAAGCGGGCACGGAUACACGACUAUCAACAGCUAUUCGACGAAUCCGGACUACCCUUCAGUAUUAUUUAGUGGAUACUCUCCCUCUCCCGGAGGUUACUCAACUGGUGCUGGUCACUCAACUCAAACUGGCCCAUACAGACCUCAAUACUCCACUUCUGGGUACACUUAUUCUCGCCCUGGAUACCAAAAUACAAAAUCAAACUCAUACUCUACCAAUGACCAGAAAAACACUGUCCAUUCCGGCUACUCAACGUAUCCUCAAAGCCCAAUAUACCGCGAAGGUACAGAAUUUGUCACUAAAGGCUCUCACGCCCCUGGAAUCACAAUUUAUCAAAAAGAAUUCACCAAACCCGGUUCUGGAACAACUUCUCGAGGUCUGUUUACUCCUGGUAAAACCUUCCCUGGAGUCCUAGAAGAAGGCAACACAAUAAUCACCCGCCCCUCUUUUGGAAACGAGUAUUACCCUAACCAAGCUGGAGGAUCCUUCACACAAGGCGCGACUAUUAAAACCCAAGAAUCAUCUGUAACUUCAGGCAACCAAUUCUACACAAACAAGGCUGGAUUUGGAUCUAAGAUACCUACUCUUACUCCUGUCUCAUCGAUACCUUCUACUGGAAAUGGGUAUUACUCUACCGGAUUUGCUACUGGAAAUGGAUACUACACUCCAGACUUAAAACCUAAGGGAUAUACAUCAGUAACUUCCACUGGAAACGAUUAUUACACAAACGAGGCCAGCAAAUCAUACAGCGGAAACACUUACUCAAAUCCAGGGUAUACUUCUGUCUACACUAAAAGUAACAUAAAUAAACAAUUCAAGACAACAAAUUACGGAAAUAAAGCUUUUACUCCCAUAGAAGCGAAUUAUCCAGGAAACACCUAUUACACAAACCAAUCAGGAUACAAUAAAACUAUAAGUGGCUCCAGCGGAACCUUGUUUACUCCCAAAAUGUCUGUAACGGCAACCGGUAACGAGUUCUACCCUAACCAGGCGGGUAACCCGAUAACCAAUCUAGAGAUUCCAAUAACCACCGCCGAUGAUGGCACCGGGUACAAGACAAAUGAGUAUUACGACAACGGCGGCCGCGGGACUAUUCGCUACAAUAACGGUCUUGUUACUCACAAAUACACCGAGGAAGACAUUAAAGAUAAUGGAGCUAUUUUCCCAAUCUAUCCAACCCCCGAUUUCGGGCAGACUAACACCGUUAGUGCUAGCUCCAACGGAGUCUACACUCGAGGAGGAUUUACGAAAAUAGGACCGACCAAAACGGGAAUUACUACUGCUCAGAUUGGAGGCACCGGAAGCUAUGUAGCUCAAGAUUUAGAUAUGCAAAAACCGAGAGGCAAACCAGAUCAGAUUGGUGCUAACGCCUUCGGAACUGUUCCUUCUAAAGAAUCCGCUAAAGGUCAAGAUAAUUCAGUGCCUACAGUAACUCCUUUCUUCAAUGUGCAGGUGUACAAUGGUCCGAGUGUUGCGACAGCUUCACCGGCGGUUGCUAAUACGUACUCCUACGCGAAAUCAACGACUCCCCAGUAUCAGGAAAACAUGUAUCAGUAUGAUAAGACGUCUAUUGCUGCCUCUGCUGGGGAAUACAGCCAACCUGGGAGCAAGUAUCCAACACUCAGCAUAGGAGCGGUCGGUUAUACCAGUUCCCCGGUUAUCGAUUAUCAGACCACGGUAUUCGAGGCCGCGAGAAUUCCAACCGUUCCGAAAGUAAAGGUUGAUGCUGCCUUUAGUACCGACUCUCCUCCAGUUCCAGCGGGUGGAUAUUCUAAUGGUAACGAUGGUUCCCUUGAUAUUAAUGUAUCAUUCCAACCGACUGGCUCCAGUUUUUCUGCAGCUGAAGACAAUGAAGUUACGAAAACUGGAUUUGGAUACGAAGGAUCUCAGGAUCAGACUGAUUUCAGAGGGAAAGUUGAGGACAAAGAAUCUGUUAGUGUUGAGUCGGCUUCUUAUCAAUCCACUGCGAGCAAUGAGCAGAACCUCCGAGUACCGACAUUCGUGAUAUCUUACACCGAGGCGCCUGGCUCCAAAAAAACCAAGGAAUCGCCCAUAAAAGGAUACAGUUAUACUGGGUCAACACCGAACUUCGACACCAAAGCAACUCAGCCACUUAAGUAUCCAUCAAAACCCUCGCGACCUACCGUCACGCCUCAAACUAAUCUCAAAAAACCAACCUCUAAUUACAACCGCGGUAUCGUUAAAUACACGCCAGCUGACUACGAUGAAACUAGAUACUCUUCUGGCUUAUCUGGCACAGAUUCUCAUCCAAAGACUCCAGACUACGAUAUAUCUGAAAACAGUUUCCCUACUGAAAGAAACCGUUACCAGUCCACUAAUCUUCCGUCAAUAAGUAAAUCUUCUUCAUCGUUUUCCGGAACAGGACGGUUUAAUUCUUACACAACAAAUCGGCCAGUGACAACCUACUCCGACAGCAACAGGAAAAUCGAGCUAUCAAAAUCCGAUGCAAUUUCUAAAUCCAGCGAAGUUGCUACGACCAAAACCGCGGUCGGGAAAGUAAUCGUGAAAUUCAGUGAUCUACAUCCACUUUUGUUAGGGAAACUGGGCGCAGAGUGCACGUGCAAGGCCGAUCCAUUUGCGAUCAAAGGAAACAAGCCGUUGUUGAUCGACUCGUCAAACGGGAAAGUUGAUCUGAGAAACUACGACGAGUCCGACAUUUAUGUCGACUUGGACAAGAACAGAUCUGGAGAUUCUUACGAGUCCUAUGAAAAUUAUGAGUCGAAAUCUUCAAAGGAAGUCUUUUCUUCAAGAGUUACUCCAGUUGUUGCCGAAUUCAACAACGGAAGGACAAAGACUGCCAAGAUUCGAGUACCUUCUCCAGGAUACUUGCCUGCUUCUCGAACAAUUUCUGCAACAAGACGGCCUCUUUUGUCGAACAAUCUCGUAUCUACCACUGCCUCAUCUCUUCGGGUGUCUGCCAGUGACAUAGAAUCCUACUCAACGAGAGCUAGAUCCCGGAGUGGAAAAAGUAUCGGUACUUUCAGGUCAACCAAUUCACCUUCACCGUCUGGACCAGUCACGGAACCAACAAAUAGGGCUUCUGAAGACAGAAUCGACUACGGAGAAGUGGGUGUUCUCGAAUUGAAUCCCGAAGGCAAGGCCGAGUGUGCUCGUCCUGGAUUGUUCAGGCACCCCAAGCUCUGUAACAAAUUUUACGCGUGUCAUUGGGACAACUGGAAGAAGAAGUUCACGCUUCAUAUAUUCAAUUGUCCGAUUCAUUUGACAUUUGACAACCGCGCUGGAGCUUGCAAUUGGCCGACAAAGGGGCCAGCUUGUCAGGAUAACAAUCUAUUGGUUUAA